Hibiscus syriacus is the source of this 1691-nucleotide messenger RNA. Its product is annotated as pentatricopeptide repeat-containing protein At4g21065-like. Gene Ontology annotation, molecular function: protein binding; zinc ion binding; RNA binding. The record is from RefSeq and is a predicted model, not a curated record. Lineage: Eukaryota; Viridiplantae; Streptophyta; Magnoliopsida; Malvales; Malvaceae. Gene Ontology annotation, biological process: RNA modification. The transcript has a single exon. The coding region runs from base 15 to 1691 and encodes 558 amino acids.
ACACCAAUCCAUCUAUGAAUAAUGUUUACAAGUUCCACGCUUGCCUCAUCAAAACCGGCCUCCGAAACGAGCCCGUCUCCCUCCGCCGUCUCCUGCUUUCUUUCGCCGCCGCCGCCCCGGCAUCCUUACCCUAUGCGCGCUCUGUUUUCGCUCGCAUUCCGUCCCCGGAUACCUUCGCUUACAACACCAUCAUCAGGGCCCACGCCCACUCCUCGCCUUCUCACGCCGUUUCACUCUUUUCCACCAUGCGCCGUGACGGCGUAUCCCCGGAUCACUUCACUUUCCCCUUCGUCCUCAAAGCAUGCGCCCGACUCCACGUAGGUCACGAUGCUCACGGGCUCAUUAUCAAACUGGGUUUGGAUUCCGAUAUUUAUGUACAAAACGCUUUGAUUAGUUUCUACGGCUCGAUUGGGUCAGUGGCUACUGCACUCCACGUGUUCGAUGAAAUGCCAGAGAGAGACUUGGUUUCUUGGUCUAGCAUGAUCUCUUGUUUCGCAAAUAAUAACCUUGGGUAUGAAGCUUUGGGUUUGUUUCAAGAAAUGCAGUUGGCGGGAAAUCUUAAGCCCGAUGAAGUUACCAUGCUUAGUGUAAUAUCGGCGGUUUCAAGCUUAGGAGCUUUGGAAUUGGGCAAAUGGGUUGAUGCUUAUAUUUCAAGAACCCAGUUGAAUCGCACCGUGUCAUUGGGUACUGCGAUGAUUGAUAUGUAUUCCAGAUGCGGCUCUGUUGAUGAUUCCAUAAAGAUUUUCAAUGGCAUGGCCGUGAAAAAUAUCUUGACUUGGACGGUGCUGAUCAACGGGCUGGCCGUUCACGGGCACGGCGAAGAGGCGUUGGAAGUGUUUCGGGAGAUGAAAGAAGCUGGUUUGAAGCCUGAUCAUCUUACUUUCAACAGUGUUUUAGUGGCCUGUAGUCAUGGCGGACUCGUGGAGGAAGGAUGGGGCGUUUUCGAGAGUAUAAAGACUGAUUGCGGGAUGGAACCGACAGUUGAACAUUACGGUUGUAUGGUUGAUUUACUCGGUCGUGCAGGGUUGCUCGACAAAGCUUUUGAAUUCGUCGAUACGAUGCCUACUAGGCCAAAUGCAGUCAUUUGGAGGACUUUGCUCGGAGCUUGUGUGAAACACGAUGAGCUUAAGUUGGCCGAGAAAGCAAGGGCGAAGAUCUACGAAUUCCAUCCUAAUCACGAUGGUGAUUACGUGCUCUUAUCGAAUGCAUACGGUCGAGUUGGUAGAUGGGAUGAGAAAGCAAAUGUGAGAAACUCAAUGAGGGAGAAGAAACUUGGGAAGGAACCUGGCUAUAGCUUGCUCAGUGCAGGGGACAUGGUUUAUGAGUUUGUUUCCGGAGACGAUUCGCAUCCUAAAUCCAACGAAAUCAAACGAUUCUUGAUUUCGAUAAUCGAUGAUCUUCUAGCCGAAGGCUACACUCCCCAUACCAGCAACGUGUUGCAUGACAUCGAAGACGAGGAGAAGGAGCAGAGCCUCAGCUACCAUAGUGAGAAAUUGGCCGUUGCAUUCGCGCUUCUUAGAUUCAAGGAUAGGAAGAUCAUAAGGGUCAUAAAGAAUCUUCGAAUUUGUUAUGAUUGUCAUUGUUUCAUGAAAAAUGUUUCCGAUAAGUUCGACCGGGAAAUCGUUGUCCGAGACCGGAAUCGGUUCCAUCGUUUUAGUAAGGGAUCUUGUUCUUGCAAGGAUUACUGGUAA